AUGUCAUAUAAUUUUGAAGAGUGUUUUUGGGAUCAACAUGAUAAUGGUGUCAAUGUAUUGCUAACUCAUAUAUCUUCGGGUAUAAAGGCUUGUGAUACUAUGGUAUCUUUUUUUAAACAAAGAAGUGAGUUAGAAAAAGAUUAUGCUAGAAGAUUGGGUGCUGGCAAUGAUAAGUUAAUGAAAGAUAUUUCAAAUAGUCCAGAUUAUGGCAAUGUUCAAGAGAGUCUGGUAGCUUUAGUUAACAUUGAAAAGAGCAGAGCUCAAGCUCAUUCAAAGCAAAGUGAAAUCAUUUACAGACAACUUUUUAUCGAUACAAGAGAUUUUAUUAGUCAGAUCCAAGCAAAAUACACAACGCUAAGUGGUAAGAUUGAAAAGCUCAGAGUAGACAAAUAUAAUAAAAGAAAAGGUUGUAAAGAGUUGAGUAAACGGUUAGAAGAAGCUGAAUCUCGUGCUAGGAGUUUGAAAUUAAACCAAUUUAAUACUGUUGGUGUCAGAAAAUCUGAACAAAAUCAAAAAGAAUUGGCGAAAUGGAGUAAUAAUUUGCAAGAAAUUCAAAAUCAAUUAGCAGUUUUAAAACAGGAAUAUAAAUCUUCUCAAAAAUUUUGGUUAAGUGAAUGGAGAAGUAUUACUUCUCAAUUUCAAGAAAUGGAGUCAACAAGAAUUAGCUUUAUCCAAGAAAAAUUGCAACAGUUUGCAGAUGCGACAAUGGAAACAAGCAUAUUGGAGCAGUCAAAGGAUGAAAGUUUAAUUAAUCAAUUAGCCAUGUUUACUGCAAUUGAUGAUAUUGCUUCUUUUUCCAGUAAGUUUGGUACUGGUAGAUUAAAAGAGAAAAAUCAUAAAGAAACAAAAAAGAAUGAAAUCAUUAAUGGCAAUUAUACUACUUCGCAUUCUUUAGUUAUGCCAAGAAAAGAAAGAUCAAAUACAAUGUUAUCCAAAGAGUCAUCAGGUUCUAGGAACCUUACCCAUAAUAAAAGAAAUUCAUACGUUGAAUCAAUAAGGAUGUUAUCUUCUCAGUUACAAAAAUUCAAUGGUGAUUCAAAUUAUAUUGACUUAACUAAAGAUGACUUUGAUACAACUAAACCCGUAAAAGAUCAAGACAUGUAUAUGGCAGCAGAAAACAUUGACGAAGUUCUGGCUAAAAAUUAUGAGAUAUCUAAAUUCAAUUCAUCGAAGACUAAAAGAUAUCAAAAGGAAAAAAAAAGUGAAGAUAAAGAAGAAAAUCUCUCGUCAUCUGGUUCAUCAAAUCCAACUGACUUUAAAUCACAUGUAAAAAAUCAAUCUAGUGUUGAUACAUUGCAAACUUCAAUUUCUUCUUAUACAAGUAAUAUCGAUGAUUCGGAGAGAUUUGCUAAAUCAUGGAAUAGUAAAAAUAGAAGAAGAAAAUCUGUAACGAAUUUACAAUUACCAUCUCCAACAACUAGUGAUAACGAGCAGGAGGAAAAAGAAGGAAAAGCUAAAGACUUUAGUAGAAUGGAUAAUAAUGAAGCAGAGUCAUCUAAAUACAAUUUACCUUCCGAAAAAUUAGUUGUGCCCUCAGAUAAAGUAAAUGAUGAUUUAAGAUAUAAUAGUAUGAAUACAACAAUUGUUAAUCCACAAUUGGACAUAAGUACUAACUCAAAAGGUAAGUUACGUAGAAAAUCAAUGGUAUAUGGGGAUGGAGAAAGCCCGAUUAAAGAAGCCUUGUAUAAAAUGAAUAGGAUACAAAGUUCCGCAACGAAUGCAUUUGCUGAAUCUAAUCCCAAAGUUGGAAGAGUAAGAGAUAAUGGGAUAACAGUUACAUUACCAUUGGUAACAAGUGAUGGUUUAAAUGUAAUUCGGUAUGCAAAGGCAGAAUAUCCAUUAAUGGAAAAUGAUGCUCCUGGUCUGGCUCAUUUUGAGAAGAACGACUAUUUAUUGAUAACUGAGGUUGUCAGUGAUGAAUGGUAUAAAGGUGAAGUAUACGGUAAUGAUAUGAUUGGGAUCAAUCAUAGGAGUGGUUUAAUACCAUUUAAUUUUAUUCAGUUAUUGAAUUAA
Molecule: messenger RNA, 2013 nt
Organism: Tetrapisispora phaffii CBS 4417
Lineage: Eukaryota; Fungi; Ascomycota; Saccharomycetes; Saccharomycetales; Saccharomycetaceae
Gene: HOF1
Product: formin-binding protein HOF1
Exons: 1
Coding region: 1-2013 (670 amino acids)
Biological process (GO): cytoskeleton organization
Cellular component (GO): plasma membrane; cytoplasm; mitotic actomyosin contractile ring, proximal layer
Molecular function (GO): phospholipid binding; protein binding
Source: RefSeq, a predicted model, not a curated record